CAUGGAUGUAUCCUUGAAUCCCUAACUUUCUUGGUUUCGAGGUUAUGCUACUAUCUCCUGAAUUUUAUGCUCCAAAGUCAACACCGAAUAAACAUCAACAUAUUCAGAAUUGACCAUUUCCGUCCUAUCCAUCCCUUCGAGUCGUAGUCUCCUCUAUCUAGCUAUCUGUCAACAUGAAGCUGCAUUACAUUGGAAUCAUCAAGAACGACAGCAAGCCAGGCAUUGAAAUAUGCGCUGAGAAAGAGCUAAGCGCCUACUCGCGCUUCACCCGUGCAAACUAUGGCGAAUUCAUGACCAUGUUCGCGAAGACCGUAGCGGAGCGGACGAGACCGGGACAGAGACAGGAUGUUGAGGAGCAAGACUACACAUUCCACGCAUACGGACGAACGGAAGGCGUCUGCGGGAUCAUGAUCUCCGACCACCAAUACCCAGCCCUAGUAGCGCACCAGCUGCUAUCGAAGGUGAUGGAUGAGUUCCUCGCAGCGCACCCAAAAACAUCGUGGGCGUCAGGGCAAACCGUAACCAUGCCAGAGCUGCAAGACUACCUGGUGAAGUACCAGGACCCGCACCAAGCCGACAGCAUCCUCAAGAUCCAGCGCGAGCUCGACGAGACCAAGAUCACCCUACACAAGACCAUCGAGAGCGUUCUCCAACGCGGCGAGAAGAUCGACGACCUCGUCGCCAAGAGCGACGGCCUGAGCAACCAGAGCAAGAUGUUCUACCAACAAGCAAAAAAGCAGAACACCUGCUGUGUUCUCAUGUAAACGUAACGCCAUUAUUGUAGCUAGCACUGGCAUUGGCACCGGAUGGAUGAAGUGAACGGCAUCAGUGUCUCAUUUUAGCAUAGCAACGAGACACGCAGUUUGGUGAACGGUUAUGUGGAUGGCCAUUUUAUUUCGUCUAUCUAUAUCCGCGGGCGCUAUUCCGCCCGAGCACUUAUAGGGGAAGCGGUGGUGGGCAGAGUCAUUCGUUGGCAAGUCAGGGAAAGAGGCAAGAGGACAUUACCGCCAAGGUGUAGAGAGGCAGAGAGAAUGAAUGAGUUAAAGAUUACGCAGACAUGGCUACAUAGAGAGCAUCCCGACAGUCAAAGCGGGCAGGCAUAAUAUGAAAUGGUCACACAUGAUUACGUC
Messenger RNA from Annulohypoxylon maeteangense, 1130 nucleotides. RefSeq names its product putative snare protein. Gene Ontology annotation, cellular component: Golgi apparatus. Gene Ontology annotation, molecular function: SNAP receptor activity. Gene Ontology annotation, biological process: endoplasmic reticulum to Golgi vesicle-mediated transport. The coding region runs from base 174 to 764 and encodes 196 amino acids. The record is from RefSeq and is a predicted model, not a curated record. NCBI's taxonomy places the organism in Eukaryota, Fungi, Ascomycota, Sordariomycetes, Xylariales, Hypoxylaceae. The transcript has 5 exons.